Messenger RNA from Paramecium pentaurelia, 1482 nucleotides. The record is from the annotation of a GenBank genome assembly. Lineage: Eukaryota; Ciliophora; Oligohymenophorea; Peniculida; Parameciidae.
AGUAAUAGAAUUAUUUAUUUGAGCUUAAAUGUUAACCAAUCUAUAACAUUUGUGUAAUUAUGAUUAGAGCUUAAAGAUAAAUUGUUUUGACAGGAUAUAUAGGAAGCGGAAAAACAUCUAUUUUUAAUUUAAUUUGUAAAACAAAAUAGCCUGCCUUAUUUGGAGGGUGUAAUUCAUAAACAAGGUAAUUAAAAAUUAAAAAAAAGACAACCAUUCUUAAAAGAAGCUGCUUAUGGAAGUGGAUUUCGAGUUUUAGAUACUCCUGGCUAUGGAUUAAUAUCAGAGAAAUUAAUUCAUGCUGUUGGUGUUUUAAAUGCCCUCUCAGAAGGACCUGUUAACUAAAUAUUUUUAGUAGUUAAAUGGGAAAGAAUAGAGUUGAUGUAAGUUUAUUUGAAAUACAUGGUUGUAAAAUUUCUAAGAUUUAAACAUCUUAUAACUGUUGCUGUUACACAUUGGGAUAUGGCAGAUAAGGAAACCAUAAAAUAAAAUGAGGAAUAAGUAAGAAAGAUGAUUGCUUCAUAUAAAUUAAAUUCUGUUAUUUUUUUAUCUAAAUUAGAUUCAGGUGAAAAUGUUUGUGCUUAAAUUGAUACAAUUUUAGAUAAAAGUUAAGCUGAAAAAAUUGAAUUAACUGAAGCAGAGUUUUAUUCUAAUUUUGAUUUAAUUGAAUUGAAAAAUGAUAUAGAGUUUGAAUUGUAAGAUUAAACGGAAGAAGUAAAUAGAAAUUUUAGAAAAAUAGCAAAAGCUAUAAGAUAAUUUAUUAAAGAGUUUGAUGAUAACAAUCCUUCAAUGCAUGAAAUAAUGCAUUAUCUUGCUUUGGAGACAAAAAAAAUAGCAGAAGGCUUAAUCUCAGAUUUUGAAAUUAAAAACAAUGAUAAAUUUUCUGAGUUAUUUGAGUAUCAUUCAAAUCCUAGUCUUGCUUAUUUAAUUCAUUUUGAAUUAAAGAAAGCAUUAAUGAUAGAUAUUGAUGAAAUUGUAAAGCUUACUCAAUACAAAAUGAAAAAUAAUUAAGAACAUUUUUUUAAUUUUAUCAAGGCCUGUCCUUUUUGUGGACUUAUUUGGUUAAAAGUAUAUGGAUCUUGUACGACGACAACUUGUGGAAAUUUUCCUACUACUGAUGAUUCGAAAUUUUCAAAGUAUAAAUUGACUUAAAAGUACACAUUUAACAUUACAGAAAAAGGAGUAACCUACACAUUAAACUAAGAAAAUCUUUUAUAAUCAAAUCCUACUACUUCAAAAACAUAUGUUGAUCCCUCUUUGAAAGAAAAAUAGAAAAAGCUAGGAUGUGGUAAACCGAUUAUUUGGAAGGAAAUUCCUGCUCUUUCACCACAAUAAUUAAAAGAACUGAUUGACCCAGGAUUAAUGGAUUAUUUUGCUAAUGAAGUUCCAAAUGAAGAACUUAAGAAAAUUUUGAUGAAAGCUUAAAAGUCUAUUAAAGAUAAGGUUGAUUAAAUUAAGAUAGAGAAUACAGUAGUUAAAUUAUGA